Messenger RNA from Menidia menidia (Atlantic silverside), 1731 nucleotides. Lineage: Eukaryota; Metazoa; Chordata; Actinopteri; Atheriniformes; Atherinopsidae. The record is from the annotation of a GenBank genome assembly.
ACGGCGAAGAAGAAGACCAAGGAGAAUAAGAAACUGUUUCUGGUCACGUGACUGAGAAGAGCAUCUUCUUUGGUCAAUUUGGGAUGAUAGCAAGAGUGCCGUUCCAUCCAUGAAAAUGACCAAACUACAAUUUCUUAACGUGUUUUUGACCGAGCGUCUCAUGCUUGCUGCGCAGGAGAUCUACAAAUCAGUGGAAGAUACGAUUUUAGAGUACCAGGAGGAGAUAGCGAUCAGGGAGCGGGAGAACGACCAUCUGAGACGCAGACUCCGAGAAGCUGGAAUUGAAAUAUGGCCAGAUCGGCCGUCCAUGGCACUGUUGGAAGAGGAGGACGGCGAGCAUCCACGUCGCGAGUGGAGUCCAAGUAUGGGACACGAGGAGCGCAUUCCUAUUCAAAUCAAGGACAAAAGAGAUCUGAGCGCCCCUCAGGGCGAUGACCAGCUUCGGGCCCAUGGCUCUUGUGGGACACCGGAGAAUAUGUUCCCUCCUCAACGUGUUGCAAAUGAAUAUCCCCCCCAGGAUGGGCCCCACACGUCCAGCCUCCCUCAGAGUCAGGGUGUUGAGAACAGGGAUAGGGAUCCUGGAUCUCGCGGCCCCUCAAGGCACGUGAAGGCAGAGAGCGGAGCUGGCCACCGAGGCUCCACCUCAUCCAACAGUGGUGCCCAGCCUCUUGCACCGGUCAACCCAAACUGCUCGAAUGAGAACAAUAUUGACAUCAUUGGGGUGGAGAAUGUUGGACAGAUGGUUGGUGGAAAGGGAGCUGUUAGUGGUGCUAACAGGGGACAGGCGUCUUUAAUGCGGAGCCAAGGAGCCAAUGCUGUGGACUGCCCGCAUCAGAAAUCCCCCCUGCAAGGUCACAUGUCGUCUUUCUGCUGCAAGGUUUGCGGUGAGGCCUUCAGUCACAUCGGCCAUUUGCAUGUGCAUGUCCAGGUGCACACUCGAGAGAAACCCUACCGCUGUGGAGUUUGUGGAAAAUGCUGCAGCUCCUCCGGUAGACUUCAGGAGCACCAGCGGAGCCACACAGGUGAAAAGCCAUUCCGCUGCCAGAUCUGUGGGAAGGGAUUCACACAGAUGGCUCACCUGAAGGUUCACAUGAGGAUCCACACAGGGGAGAAGCCCUACAGCUGCCCCGUGUGUGGCAAGUGCUUCAGCCGCUCUGACAAAAUCAAAAGGCAUCUUCAGACCCACAGCCGUGAAGGAACAUAUUUCUCAGGUCAAUGAUGCAAGUGUGUUGUUCAGCUACCCAGUCUGUGAAUAAUAUUGAUGUGGAAACUCUUUAAAGCUGAAUUUGCUGCCAACGACAAGGUUUUCUUCCUUCUUCCCAAGAACUAGAAAUUCCGCAACUCUUUAAGUAACUUAAAAAAAAAAUCUAAUCUAAUACUUCUCAGUUCCUCAGUAGAUUUUGUAAUAGCCAGUUUAGUAUGUCAUUUACUAAAUUUUUGUAUUUGUCACUGAGUAUGAAAUCUCUAGGACACAACUUGAGUUCUUAGCUAGCCUUUCUGAAUGAUGUAGUGUUUUUGUAGUCCAAAAAUUAGCAUGAAGUCUUCCACACAGGCCUUGUAACAAAGAUUUAUCAAGAAAUGCAAGAACGUUUUAGCACAUUGAGUUUACCGGGGGCCAGUCACUUUAUACCAUUACGUUAAGCUCAAGAGCUGCAGACUCUACAUUAAACCUCAGUUCUUAUGUUGAGUUCUACUCUUAAGAAUCACUGUAUGUAUGGUCAUCUUUAUUUU